This is a messenger RNA of Sordaria macrospora k-hell, 1047 nucleotides long. RefSeq names its product mitochondrial 37S ribosomal protein mS45. Lineage: Eukaryota; Fungi; Ascomycota; Sordariomycetes; Sordariales; Sordariaceae. Gene Ontology annotation, cellular component: mitochondrial small ribosomal subunit. Gene Ontology annotation, molecular function: structural constituent of ribosome. The record is from RefSeq and is a predicted model, not a curated record. Gene Ontology annotation, biological process: mitochondrial translation.
AUGCCACCACGGAUACCCAACGCUCCCUCCUCUCUCCUCCUUCAGAGCAGCGCCUGCAGCGGUAGCAGCAGCAGGUGUACAGCUUCCAGGUCGACAUGGGCCUCCGCGUGCUCAUCUAGCCUUCCUCAGUCCUCCUCCCAACCAACAACACAUCAGCAGCAAUGCUCGGCGUUCUCCACGACCGCGCCGGCGCAAGGCCAGUCCAUCCGUCGCCAGAGGUUGUUCACCUGGUUGAAUAAGAGGGGAAGCGCAUUCAAGGAACACACCAGGAAAGGGCCGAAUCUCCUCGGCGGCAUUGACAAUGACGGUAACGCUCUGCCCUUCCCGGCCAACAAGUACUUCAAGAGUCAGCCCGUCCUCUCCGAGGGCUCCCGUGAGAUCAUCUACAAGGAUGUCAUGGAGAAGGGUCUGCCCAUCAAGGCCGUAUCCGCCAAGUACAACGUCGACGUGCGCAGGGUCGCGGCCGUGAUCAGGUUGAAGGAGAUCGAGAAGCGCUGGAUCAGGGAGUACAAGCCCCUGGCCCGCCCCUACGCUCGCGCCGUGAUGAACAUGCUUCCCCAGACCGUCCUGGGCGGCCCCAACCAGAAGCCCCACGAGUCCAUCAACGACGUGUACGUGCACAGUUACACUACUCAGCAGCUGUUCGUGCCCGUCUCCGAGUCGCGCGAUUUCACGCGCGAGGAUGCCGCCAAGGCGUUCGGUGACCACAUCCUGCCCGUAGACAAGAAGCUGCGCGUUCCCGAGCUCAUCGAGUUCCAGAAGGAUUUGUUGAACCGGGUUCCCCUCCAGGACGCGAACAAGAAGUUCCUCGAAGCGACGGCGGCGAGCGAGGCCAAGAUUGCCGAGCGCGAGGCUAGGCGUCUCAAGGCGAUCGAGGACUCCAUUACGCGCGUCAAGACGAACCGGUUCGAGUUCCGUUUCCAGGAGUACAACGCCGAGAAUGUUGGCCACGACGGCAGGGACCGCAACGCUAUUGGUUGGAGGUACGGUGUGCCCUUCCAUGACCGCAAGCGGUCCCAGAUCAAGAUCCCUACCAAGGUGGAGUAA